UUUAAGUCCUGGGGUGAAAGGGCGGAGCCGUCGUCAGGGACGCGACUGAGUGUCUGGGUUUCCAGGAAGUUACGUCAGGCAGCCGCGGAGAUGGAGGACUUGCUGGACCUAGACGAGGAGCGGCGUCGCGGCCCGGCCACCUCCGGGGCCAAGAUGGGGCGCCGAGCUCAACAGGAGUCCGCCCAAGCCGAGAAUCAUCUCAGUGGCAAGAAUUCCUCUUCGACUCUGACUGCAGAGGUUCCCCCUCCCAAGCCACCCCGCCAGCAAGGAGGCUGGACAGACGACUCCAUGAAAGUUUCCAAGUCAAGAAGGAGGGCUUCUAAAGAAAUAGAAGACCGCCGCCUCAGAGAGCAGAGCCUGGAUAGAUCAGAUGACGGAGGAGAUAUCCCUAUUAUUCCGGACCUGGAAGAGGUACAGGAGGAAGACUUCGUCUUGCAGGUGGCAGCCCCUCCCAGUAUCCAGGUGAACCGAGUGAUGACCUACCGAGACCUGGACAGUGACCUCAUGAAGUACUCGGCCUUUCAGACCUUGGAUGGAGAGAUUGACCUGAAGCUCCUCACCAAAGUCCUGGCGCCUGAACAUGAGGUUCGAGAGGACGACGUCAGCUGGGACUGGGACCAUCUGUACACGGAGGUGUCCUCCGAGCUCCUCAGCGAGUGGGACGCGCUGCAGACGGACAAGGAGGGCCCCGUGGGGCCGCCCGCACACACCUGAGCCGGGGGGUUGCGCUCCCUGCAUGCGCACACCUCCACUCUGGACUCGAGGAAAAGGCCAUAAACCUAAAGAUGCUCGCAAGCGGCUCAGGAUUUUUAUAUAUGGACUAUUUUGUAAUAAAAAUAUUUUCUGUUGUAAGAAAUUG
Molecule: messenger RNA, 859 nt
Organism: Cervus elaphus (red deer)
Lineage: Eukaryota; Metazoa; Chordata; Mammalia; Artiodactyla; Cervidae
Gene: IFT43
Product: intraflagellar transport 43
Exons: 9
Coding region: 91-714 (207 amino acids)
Biological process (GO): intraciliary retrograde transport
Cellular component (GO): cilium; intraciliary transport particle A
Source: RefSeq, a predicted model, not a curated record